AUGAUUGAUCUUUCCCCUUGGCGAACAAAACUGAACGAAAUUGAGAAGGAGGUGUCGAAAAACAACUUUACUGAAGUCGUUUUUGUGGCAGAUUUUCCUGGCCUGAAUCUUGAGAAUUUUGUAAAGGAAGAUUUGAAUGCGUCCAUCACUGUACUCGAAGGGACAGUUGUCGUCGAACAAGGGGGACAUAAUGUGACGUUAGAGAAGAAUGAGGUUCAUACGGUACAAAGUAAUGAUACCCAUAUUGUACACACAGUGUCCCAGGUACCCUCGUGUUGGAUGUACACAUACACCAAUAUUACCCUGGCUAAUAAUGUCACGUUGCAAGAUCUUGAACAGCAGCUUAGAAGUAAGUUGUCAUAGUGAUUUAUGUUCCCCUGUGAAAUCCCUCCGAGCAAAGUCUCCUAUGUUGCCCAGAAUCUACUAAACUCGGAUUUUACCGAUCUUUUGUGUGGCCCAAGUUCAAAGCAAUUCUUUUUACUCAAAUUUCACAUACUUUGUUUAUAAGUUUGUAGUUCAGACACAAACCACGGCAGCUUAUUGUAGAAUACUAUCUGCACUGGACUACCACGUUUGAGAUAUCUUUUUCAGGUAGUUUAGACACAAACCACGACAGUUUAUUGUAGAAUACUACUACCUACACUAGACCACCACGUUUGAGAUAUAUUUUUCAGGUAGUUCAGACACAAAUCACAACAGCUUAUUGUAGAAUACUACCUACACUGGACCACCACGUCUGAUAAAAUGAAAAAUGGGAACUACUAUAGUACAUUAAAUGUUAAAAAUAAUUUCGAAAUUAAUGAUUCGAAAUAUACAGUUUAAAUAGAUUGUGUAGAGUGCUCCUGCACACUUUUUUCAGAAUAACAUUAGUUAUAUAUACGAACUGGCAUUGCCCCCGCCGCCCAUUAGAAUGAAUACAGGCCGUACCGUUAUUGGUGUGACUUUAAAAUUAAAAUAAAUUGGAAUAGCUGUGUUUUAAUUGAUGAUUCGUCUUAUUACGUUUUCGUAGCGCUUUGCAUUGUGGUUAUAGUGGUAUCACUGAUAUUCAAGAUGGCUUAUUUUUUGUCCUGGCCCGUACAAGAACUUUUAAGCGAACAGCAAAAUAUUUGUGAAAACAUUCAAUAUUUUCAUUCGAGGCUGCUAUUUUGGUAAUCGUUCCAUGUUUCGCGCACCAAUAUAGUAAACGUUAUGUAACGGAUAUUAUAGUGUACUGAAAAGUUAACUGAAUACCUCCAUACACGUAUAUACACACCCUAACCCUGUCCCUAACCCCUAACCUAACCCCUAAUACCUAACCGCUAACCCUAACUUAUAUUGGUGCGCGAAACAUGGAACGAUAACCGCUAUUUUUAUCAGUGAUACCACUAACCACAAUGCAAAGCACUACGAAAACGUAAUAAGGGGAAUCAUCAAUUGUACAAUGUCAAUGAUGCAAAAUCUUAUUAAUUUAAAUUAGCAAAAUUUGUUAUAUUUUUAUUUCAAUCUUGAUAAUCGGGUGAUUCCCUGAGCCCUCUACACCCGUGAAUGGUUCUUAUUUAUGUAUUAAUGCAUUACAGAUCCCCACUAAAACAACAAAGAGCAAUAAUAACAGCCGAACGAUUUUCAAUACUGUACUAUAAAUAUUACUGUACCAUUACCGUAUAUCAAUUAAAGCAAUAAUGUUAAGCUCGAUCGGUGUAUGGAGCUCCGAUCAGCUCCGGCAAUGGUUAACAAAAAAUCACAAACUAAAACAACUAUGGUGUGAAGCUGCGUCUUUAGUCCCGCUAAAACUCUGUUUUAGUAAUAUCCUACAAGCUCGAAAAUAUUGCUCAAAUUAAAUGUUUAUAUGCACGUUUUCCGUAAAACCUACAAAUCAUGGUCAUGAACUCAGUCCAUGUUUUACAAAUUACGGACUCAUUCCAUAUUUUACAAAAUUAACUCAGUUCAUGUCAUACUUGAAAUCGCCGCCUGAGUGAGUCCAUGUUUUACAAAUCGCUGACUGAGUCCAUGUUUUGCAAGUCCAGUCCAGUCCAUGUUUCGCAACAUGUCAGGGAGCCCCGAUGUAUGAAACAGCUUUACUUACAAUGUUAGUACAAUGAUGUACGGUAUAUGUAUAACUGUAUAAGGACACUGAGUGAAUGAAUUGAAUUUGUUCAAAGAUUUUGGGCAACGCUCUUAAAUAAUCGACUCUAUAUACUUGAAUUUAAAGAUUAUAAUAGUGACUUUUAUUGAUCUUUUCUUGCGGCUAACCUAAUACAAUUCGAUUCGACACUAGAGCGACGUUCAAACGUCGAACUCAAUAUAUCGCUCCCAAAAGGACAUCAUCGUUUAAUUAACAAAACUAUGUAAAAUACAUGGAACUAAGGUUUAGGUUUGGCGCAUGAGAAGAGCGACGUUUGAUCCCGGCCGUGAAAUAGUUUGUUUGCUCUACUGCACUCAAAAUAUCAGCCGUAUAUUUCUAUGUACAAACUAACCAAACAUUGAACUUUUAAGUCUUAUCACAUGAAAUACGAAUUGUUCAGCACAGAGGAAAUUGCUGACUUUCGUUUUACCUGAAACGAAUAUGACUUUCUCUUCCGAAAUCAGUGCUCCCGCUUUGACUGUUAGUGUCACUGUAAAUAGUCUGGGGCCGCGGUUGUAUAAAAACGUAAUUAGCGCUAACUGCAGUUAAAAAGUAGUUAAAAAGCCUUAAAAAAUAGUUAACUUUAAUCACGUAGUUAAGCCGGUUGUAUAAAAGUGUAGUUAGCCUUAACUGCAGUUAAAAAGUAGUUAAAGUUAACUAUGCUCUAGGGUAUAGUUAACUGUCCAAAACGUAGUUAAAAAUGGCGUUUGUAUAGGAGUGAACAACAUUUUUCAGUAAAACAACAAUGAAAAGCAACGCUUACCUGAGAUUUUCAAUCGCUAUCUUCCCUGUGAAUGUUUCCUGACAAUAUAAACUCUUCAAACGCUAUCGCUUUGGUGUUUUUACGAAAACAGAACAUAUUUUUGCACAGGACGAUUUCUCGAAGACGAAGUAUGGUCCAUUACACCAAGAAACACUGAUAUAUGAUUGCCAAACAGCUAUACCUUGGUUUAACGUAGGCAUCUCAAGGAAAAACUGCAUUCUUUUAUGAUUUUUGUGGCGGUUUUUCCUUGUUUUCUUGUAUAUUUUUCACUGUUUUCUAGUGUUUUGAAUAAAAUUCCCGCCUAUUUGCAAAAUACGAGUCCACAAUCAUGUUGAAAAUGUGUGUCAGCGGUCGUUAUUCGCUGCUUACUUUAUGUAAUUUUGUGUUUAAACGCCCCACGCAAGCCCCACGCACAGUUAACUACGUGAUUAGUUAACUAUCCGACUAACUACGUUUUGUGCAACGCAGUUAAGUCAUGUAGUUAACUAAUUACAGUUAAGGAUUUAACUGCAGUGAUUAGCGCUAACUACAGUUAGCGCUAACUACGUUUUUAUACAACCGGCCCCAGGUGUUUGCCAGAGCAGGCUGAGCAACCAGACAUAUUGUACUCGUCAAAGAAAGAACGCUGGGGCUCAAUGGGUUAAUACCUAUGGUUAAUACAAACUAACUAUAUACAUACAUACACAUUGAGAUAUAUAUCAGAAACCUUUUUCUUACCUUAAGAAAAGCAGGAUACGACUGGAAACGCAUAAAAUAGUAUUAAAUAGUAGUGGAUGGAUCUUCGCCAAGGUGCGAUGGGUCGAGUGGUUUUCAAGUAUUUUGAUAUUUUACCCGUUUCAUAUUUCAUUUGCAUUAAUUUAAUCUGUCAAAAUAUGAAGAAAUUGAUUGGGUUUUUUUUACUGCACAACACUCGGGUAUAAAAUAGGUUAAAAUUUGUAAAAACUAUUGAAACUCAAUUUUGGGAUGGCUGUAAUUGGUAAUUGCUGUUGCGGUUCCCUCAAGAGCGUCAAUCCUUGGGGGACGGAGAGAUGCGCCCCGUCGCUUUUUAGACAUUCGUGAUAUAAUCUAUAAUAAAUUAUGUCCGUGGGCUGGCUUCUUCCUCCCACUUUUUGAAAUGGAUUUUCGCCCUUGGGUUCCCUGCAAUUUGACUCAGCAAUACAACACGGAGGCGAAUGCUGUAUACAACUUGUGAUUUCUUGAUGGAAACGUUCCUAUUCUUCAAUAUUCUUAAAUGAAAUAUUUUCCCGUUUGCAGACAUACGCAAUCGAUUCCCUGGCAGGGAGAAUGGUGAACAAAAUGUUGAGAUUUUAACUAGUGACGGCAUUUAAGAUGGUGUUGUAACGUCCGUAACGACUGCUGUCGUGGAUUUCCGAAUCAUGUUGUAGUUUUGAAUCAGUUUAAGUAGUUUCGUUCCAUGUUCCGAUAUAUCAGCAUGAGCGACAGUGUUACAUAUAAAAUACUUUUCAAACAUAAGCCGAAGACGACGGUGGUUUUACUAGGUAUGUUGUACCUAUAGCUUGUGAUUCGUCUUGAUGAAAAUGCCGCUUGUAUUUAAUAAUCUUAAAUGCAUUCAUGAAUAAUAUUUGGUGAGACCUUACCUAGACCUACCUACCAGGCUAUCUACUGCAUCUAUCUAUAUCUAUUUGCAUGCCUAACUACCUAACUACUCAUAACUACCCGGCACCUAUACCUACCCAUACCAAAUACCUACCUAUAUUUAUACUUAUAUACCUAUACCUACUUAUACCUAUACCUACGUAUACCUACAUAUACCUACCUAUACCUAUAUCUACCUACAUAUACCUACCUAUACCUACCUACACCUACUUACCUAUACUUACCUACCUACAUACAUACAUGCAUACCUAUAUCUAUAUACCUACCUAUCUACUUACAUUGAUAUCCUAAUGAUGAUAGGUAGUUCCAUAAGAAAGAAGAUGAUUAAAUUGAAGAAAACAUAAAGUGACUAUAAGUGUUGCAGUUGAUACUUCUCUUUUCACUAGGAACACCAUCGCUUAACAAG
This is a messenger RNA of Paramuricea clavata, 4887 nucleotides long. The record is from the annotation of a GenBank genome assembly. NCBI's taxonomy places the organism in Eukaryota, Metazoa, Cnidaria, Anthozoa, Malacalcyonacea, Plexauridae.